Molecule: messenger RNA, 1151 nt
Organism: Phymastichus coffea
Lineage: Eukaryota; Metazoa; Arthropoda; Insecta; Hymenoptera; Eulophidae
Product: inhibitor of growth protein 3-like
Exons: 6
Coding region: 276-1037 (253 amino acids)
Biological process (GO): regulation of DNA-templated transcription
Cellular component (GO): NuA4 histone acetyltransferase complex
Source: RefSeq, a predicted model, not a curated record
GAACUCUUUUCGAGCUAUUUUGAAGCAAGGAAAAACGAAACAUUUGUACUCAAGACGCGGAGCAUUCGCAGCAGAACAAAAAACAAUUGGAAUUGAAAAAUUGUCUCGCGCCAUCGUUUAAUUUUCGAAAUAUUUGUAAUCACACAUCGCUGUCGCUUAUUAUUUUUCUAGCUACGUUAUCUGUCGUUGGCGCCUUUUUCUGAAUGUCAUCAAUUUUUUCUGGUUGAAGCUGCUGAUACUAGUAAUUAUUGUAAUCAAUUUGACGCCAUAGAAGGAUGCUACGUUUGCAGAAAUUUAUCGAAGCAAAUGCAGAUUUACAAAGCCGGUUGCGAGAUGAUCUCACGACCAUCAGAGAGCUCGACUUGGUUGUGCAAAAUUCGAUGGACAGACAGGAGAGACAUACUUAUAUGUUCUUCCAAAAUGCCUUAACGUUGAACUCGGACACGAGAGAUAUUGUAUUUCAAUCAUUAUUAUCGGAUUUUGGAAAUAUACUAAAGGUUGCAGAUGAGAAGGUUGACAUUGCUGGGCGGCUGCAGAAUAUGUUGAGCGAACGGUUAGAGCAAUUAGAUCGAGAGAUAGCGGCGUUCGAAAUUGAACUGGCAGCUGAAAAUUCUGAAGUCAUUCAAAGUAUUCAAGAAAGAGUAUUGCAAAAUGAUUAUUUUGCAAGUAACAGGAUCAAUGCCAAAUUGAAGACAGUAAAAAGGUUAAAAUCAAAUAAAAAGAAGAAAACGACAAGUACAUCAACACUGACAAUUAGUGGAACGUCCGAAAUGACACAGCGACAAACAGUUUUCGCUUCGGAAGUAAAUAACAACGAAAUUGCUGUUGCGUCAAAUGCUCAGUCAAGUGCCACUGCCGAUCUGUCACUUUACUGUAUUUGUCAAAGACAGGCGUUUGGUGAUAUGGUUGCUUGCGAUAAUGAAUUUUGUCCAUAUGAAUGGUUUCAUUAUGCUUGCGUGAAUGUAGCAACGGCUCCCAAAGGCAAAUGGUACUGUCCAAAGUGUAUGGUUUGUAAAGUUUCUUUGGAUCGAAAUUGAUGGGAAUAAUUCAUAGAAAAGAUGUAUAAUUUUCUCAAAUUUCAUAAAGAACUAAUAGUUUUAUUAUUAUUUUAAUCAACUGUUUCAUACUUUGAUCCAUAUACAAAAAUAUCG